CUUCAAAUUACUUAGCCUUCCUUGUGUAAAUGUCGCAGUUUUGCGGGAGAUGUUUCGUCGGCAUUGGGCAAAUUCUUUCGGAUGUCUUAUUGUCAUUUUUUUGUAGCGGAAGUAAAUGAACUCCAGAUGGAAAAGCUAGAGGCAUCUUUGAAUACAUCCGAAACCUAAUUUGAAAAGAAGAAAAAUACAUCUGAUAGAAAUGGCGUUGACUUUGGCCUAAUCCAACUUUGCCUUUAAUCGCAACAUAAAAGAUUAAGAGGGUGUUUCGCGGUAUCGCAAAUCCGACCAGCGAUGGACACAAACUCAGGAAGAGAGGGUUUGCCAGCAGAGGGAGCCCAGCCACCCGGAACAACCAUGACAGGCGGCCAGAAACCUCUGCACCGCUUCCUCAGAGGAGAGCCCAAGAGUGUCGGGAUCGUGUUGCUCUUUCUGGGCUCAUCGCUGUUCUUGUUUGGAAUUCCGCUGAAGAAGGAUCAAGUCGAAAGCUCUGCAGACCUCUACAGCUCCUUCUGGCUAGGCAUCUUGUACUUUAUAUGUGGUAUUCUGUAUGUGCAAGCAGAACGUGCACCCACCAAAAAGAUUGUCACCAUUAGUUUCGCCCUCAGCAUCAUCGCAAUACUCGGGACUGUGAUCGCUGCCUUUGAUUUCAUCAAAGCUAUGGCCUCUCUUUCACACUCUAUCCGAAUGGGGUAUUUUUACGUGGAUGAAAAUCUUGAAUAUGAUAAUUAUUCAGUCGUGAUGUCCAGUGCUAAGCAACGUAUUAUGCAGCACUACAGCCUGGAGGCAGUCUUCCUGUUCCACAGCCUGGUGGCAGGAGUCAUCCUCAUCACCAUGUCUACAUUUGCCCGCAUGGCCCUCCGCUCCAGCCGGACACAGAUGGUUGUGGUAAUGAGAAACCUACCUUCGACAGAGUGAAGAUUAUCACUAUUUUUGUCCUUUUCGUACUAACUAUAGAAGCAAACUUGACCAACUCACUCAAACAUUUCACUAGAACUAACACAUAGCACUAAUAAUUCAAUUUCCUAUAGGAAUAUUGUCAAUGUGUAUUGUCAAAUAAUCUUUUUGAUUGUUAUGGUUAAGAUUUUGUUUAAAAUCUGGUGACAUUGAAUCAUGUUCUGUGUGCAUGCUGGUAUUUAGAGUUUACAAUACUAUGACUGGUUAAACAAAAUCUCUAAUAUUGUGCAUCUCACUCAUUGACUUGUGUUUUCAAAUGAGUGACACAAUAGCGUUAAUUUAGUAUUUAAAUAAACACAACAAUGUUCAUAGUAACUUUAAUAUCACAAAUUCAACAGUUUAUGAUAUUUGCUAUUAUUUUUUUUAAUUAUUAUUAUUAUUAUUAUUUUUUUUAUUAUUACAGAAAUGAGAAGGAACAAUUGUUAAUGCCCAACAGUGUUAAGAAUACUUGCUUUGAAACUCUAAAUUCACAUUUACCCUACAUAAAAUAUCUUUGGCUUGGCAUGUUAAAACAAAAUAUUUUUCAUACUAUAAUCUUGUUUUUCAUAAGAAUCUUACUGUGUAUGCAUGGCAAAACAACCAGUGUUUGAUUACCACCAACUGGAAUACCAUCACACUACACCAGUCUCUGAUACACACAGCAGUCUUUUAAAUGUCAGACACUGCUUUGCUGUGUUGUAGACUGAUGCUGACUAUGUCAUUGGGUUAUGAAAGCCCCUGUAAAGUUAAAAUAACUAAAUAAAUCAAUAUUUGUUUAAAA
Molecule: messenger RNA, 1714 nt
Organism: Electrophorus electricus (electric eel)
Lineage: Eukaryota; Metazoa; Chordata; Actinopteri; Gymnotiformes; Gymnotidae
Product: membrane-spanning 4-domains subfamily A member 15
Cellular component (GO): membrane
Source: RefSeq, a predicted model, not a curated record